CUUGUAUUCUGUUAGAAAGAGAAGGACAAUACCUAUCUACUGGCUUUGGAUGGGGACACCGACUUCCAGCCCUCUGCUGUAAUGCUCCUAAUAGAUCGACUGAAACGUUAUCCACGUGUGGCUGCGGCAUGUGGGAGGAUUCACCCAACAGGCACAGGUCCUAUGGUAUGGUAUCAGAAGUUUGAGUACGCGGUGGGCCACUGGCUUCAGAAGACUGCAGAGCACGUGUUUGGUAGCGUGCUCUGCAGCCCCGGCUGCUUCAGUCUGUUCAGGGGCGCAGCCCUCAUGGACGACAACGUCAUGAAGAGAUACACCACUAAGGCCACGGAGGCUAGCCACUACAUACAGUAUGAUCAAGGUGAAGACCGCUGGCUGUGCACUCUCCUUCUGCAGCAGGGCUGGAGGGUGGAGUACAAUGCUGCGUCUGACGCCUACACCAACUUCAAGGAGUUCUAUAUCCAGCGGCGGCGCUGGGGGCCCUCCACCAUGGCCAACACCAUCGAUCUGCUGGGCUCAGGGUCUCUGACCUCCCAGAGGAACAGCUCUAUCUCCAAACCCUUCAUCCUCUACCAGAUUCUCAGCAUGGCCGCCUCCAUUCUAGGCCCGGCUACAAUCUGCCUAAUGAUCUCAGGAAGCUUGUCAUUCAUCCUAGACAUCAAUCCCAACGUUGCUUUGGUCCUUGCAACAGUGCCCCCUGUGGUGUACCUGUUGGUCUGCUUCAAGCUGAAAUCGGACACACAGAUCGCCAUAGCAGCUGUCAUGAGUCUCUUGUACGCUUUCCUCAUGAUAGGAACGGCAUUGUCCAUCAUAGGUGCUAUGGUUGAGCAGCAAACCAUUUGGACUCCUAGCGGCCUGUUUAUCAUAGGCCUGGUGCUGAUGAACAUCAUCACAGCAGCAUUCCACCCCAAGGAGUUCCAUCUGGUCGUCUACGGCCUCCUCUACUUCAUCUCAAUCCCCAGUGGCUACCUCCUGCUGACCAUCUACUCCAUGGUCAACAUGAACAAUGUGUCCUGGGGCACUCGGGAGACAGGUGUCCAAGUCGCUGCGCCACCAACCAAGGCCAUCGCACAGCGCAUCCUACAGGCCAAGUGCUGCAAGUUUCUCUGCUGGGACAGUGGCAAAGUAGCAGACCAGAAUGGUCAGGUGCCAGAAACUGUUGUGUUGGCUAAUGAGCCAAAGGUGAACCCUAAUCUGACCUCUGAAGACGAUAACAGGUAUUUACAUUUUGAGUGUCUGGAGUGUUUAUAUGAUCUGUGUAAAUGCUAAGCAUAGUAUUUGGAUCUGUAUUUUUUUCCCGAAGCAUAUCUCCAAUAUACUGUACUACGUUCUAAGUGAAAUACUUGACAGGUACCAAUUUGUGCACCUCAAUGAUAAGUCCUUAUACUCCAAGGCUAUAUGUGGUAUUCCACAAGGAUCUGUUUCAGGAGUGUUUCAUUGCAUAUAAAA
Salmo salar (Atlantic salmon) is the source of this 1446-nucleotide messenger RNA. Lineage: Eukaryota; Metazoa; Chordata; Actinopteri; Salmoniformes; Salmonidae. The record is from RefSeq and is a predicted model, not a curated record.